AGUUCCACAAAAAAUAUAUAUAUAUAUAUAUUUGUGGGGGUGAAGAGUGUGUGUGUGGUUAUUUAAGACCAAGAAGUUAUUGUAAUUUUUCUGUGAACCACAAGACUGUUUAAAGACCUAAAGUUAUCGACACCUUUUGCCCCCCACCAUGCCUAGACCAGACGUCAUCUUUGCUGCUCUUUUUCUUCUUCUCGCCUUAAUUCAUGAGACCUGCAGUGCCAAAGACAAACAUUACUGUCCACCUUCUUCUUGUGGAAAUAUUUUGAAUAUUAGCUACCCUUUCAGACUAAACACAGAUUCGCCUCACUGUGGAGAGACUGGAUUUUCAGUAUAUUCUCUAUCCUGUGAGAAAAACCUUACAAUACUGCGUUAUAAAUCAGGAAAAUUCUACGUGAAAGCAAUCAAUUAUGACAAUCAAACAAUUCGAGUAGCUGACGCUAGUGUUAAGGAAGGGAGCUGCUCCAUACCUCAAUAUUCCCGGGACUUCGAAACGCCUUUUCGUUAUCAACCUGAAACGGUGGACAUUCUAUUCGUAAGUUGUGAAAAUCUUGUAAAUGCUCCGUAUUAUGUGGAAGCUCCUGCCUGCAUUAACGGCAGCACUUUCUUCACACCUUAUAGGCCUGAAUCUGAAGGCAAAAGGUAUUAUUAUGUGAAAAUUGGAAUCACAACUCCACAUGAGUUAAAACCUUCAUGCCGUAUUGAGCUAGGGACACUUAUACCAGCGGUACCAGGGACGAAUUACAAGAACCUCUCCUAUCCGGACAUCCAUCAUUGGUUAGCAUAUGGAAUUGAGUUGCGGUGGCGGAGCGCUUCAUGUGGAGGGAACAGUUAUUUUCAAAUUGAUGAGGAAAACCAUUGUGUUGUUUUUGUAUAUCAUGUGAACCCAGUUUUAGAAGCUCUCAACACAGAUUUAUCUCGGGUCAGUUACUCUGUAGAUGGUAAGUAACUCUAAUUCACAUCCUGUUCAAAUAUAUUAAAUAUAUGAAGAAUAAAAUCUUUAGUAGUAUCUAUGGAGGGUAGAGCCAACUCAACUCUCUUCCUUUCUCUUUCUUCUCUUCUUUUGUCUCUCUAAAAAUGAGUUUGAAUUUGUGAUGAUGUUACAAAGAAAACCUACCUCACAGAAUCUACUAGUUUUUCUUCAUGCAAUGAUAUAGAGAUUGAGUCAAUUAGUUUACUUGCAAAUGAAAAUCAAGUGGGAUGGUAGUGAAGAAGCUUGUAUUUGUAUUAGAUUAGCUUCCUUUAUAGCAUAACCAAGGCAAUGAGCUUGUUCUUGCACUAGUAUGUUUGGCAAAUUGGUAGUUAUGUAUAUUUUGAAGUGCAUGAACUAGUUCUAAUUAUUUUGCCUAUAACAUCAAUUGAAGAAUUCAAUAGAGUUAAUUUUUAUGU
Messenger RNA from Rubroshorea leprosula, 1386 nucleotides. NCBI's taxonomy places the organism in Eukaryota, Viridiplantae, Streptophyta, Magnoliopsida, Malvales, Dipterocarpaceae. The record is from the annotation of a GenBank genome assembly.